AAAAUUACGAUACCACCUAGAGCACGACUUAGUCCUCAAGUCUUAACAUAAGAGACGGAGAAAAAAUAUACUUCUUCCUCCUCUUCCUCCUCUUCCUCCUCUUCCUCCUCACAGCUCUCGCUUCUGAUCUCUUACUUGCCUCAAAAAUCGAAUAUUUGCUAAAGAGUUUAUUAACUUUCACUCAUGGGUUUCGGUUCUGUUUAUCGAUCUCUAACGGAAAUCUUUCCUCAGAUUGAUGCACGAAUUUUGAGGGCUGUUGCAAUCGAACACCCCAAGGAUGCUGAUGAAGCUGCUGCUGUGGUUCUUUCAGAAAUCAUUCCUUCAUUUUCCUCAAAUUUGUCUCAUAAUCUUACUCAAUCUUCAAACAAGUCAUCUUCAAGUAUUUCAGAGCGUGAAGUAGAACGUGGUUUGGAAGAUGUUGUUUCUGGGUGCCGCCCUUUUCUUGGAGCUUCUGGUUCAAAGCCCAGCACUUCUUCUUCUUGUUCUUCCUCUUCUUCAGAAACUCUUCCCUUGGUUGUUGACCGUGACCACAAUACCCGUGCUCUAAGUACUGAUCUGGUCUCAAAUAUGAACGAGCUAACAAAUUUGCAACCAAAUGUUGGUCUUGAUGUUUGCCAUAAAGACCUUGAAAGUGAGGAAGUUCAAUCUUUUUUGAAAAAGGCUCGUGGAAAAGAGCACGGAAACUAUGAUUUCUUUGGUAGGUGUUUUGAUGUUACGAGCAAUGCAAAACUUGGCUUGCAUGUGCCAGAGGAUGAUAUCGCCUCAGUUGUCUCUGCCAUUUCCCUAGAUAAUAUUAAAUUGACUAGCGAUUUUUGGGAAGAUCUUUGUUUUGAUAUGACAUGGAAUCAAGCAGAAAAUGCUGUAUCGAAGCUGGUCGAUUCAGCUCCUGGGGAUACUACGACAACUACACAGCAGGGUUCAUGUUUUGAAGUUGACUCUGGGAGUACAAAUCGUGUGGACGAGACUUCAAAUCAUUCAUUGGUCUCUGAAAAUGGUGAUACUGAAAUAGGUGAUGCUUUUAGCACAUCAACCCAUGUAUGCAGCGUUGAUCACCUUGAAGAGAUUAUUGAGGAUGCCAAAAGUAACAAGAAAACCUUGUUUACUGAGAUGGAAACGGUUACGAAUUUAAUGAGAGAAGUUGAACUUCAAGAGAAGGAUGCAGAGAAGUCAAAGGAGGAAGCUUCUAGGGGAGGUUUAGAUACUCUUCAAAAGGUCGAGGAGCUCAAGAAGAUGCUGGAACAUGCAAAGGAAGCAAAUGACAUGCAUGCUGGAGAAGUAUAUGGAGAGAAGUCAAUUUUGGCCACUGAAGUAAAAGAGCUUGAAAACCGGUUGGUCAACUUAUCAGAAGAACGAAACAAAUCUCUUGCUAUCCUUGAUGAGAUGCGAGGAAGUCUCGAAAUAAGACUAGCGGCAGCACUUGAGAUGAAAAAGACUGCUGAGCAAGAAAAGAAAAACAAAGAAGAUUCUGCACUUAAGGCACUUGCUGAGCAAGAAGCCAACAUGGAGAAAGUGGUCCAAGAAUCAAAACUUCUACAGCAGGAGGCAGAGGAAAAUUCCAAGCUUCGAGAGUUUCUUAUGGAUCGUGGUCAGAUUGUUGAUUCCUUACAAGGAGAAAUUUCUGUGAUCUGUCAAGAUGUGAAGCUGUUGAAAGAGAAAUUCGAAAACCGAGUGCCAUUAACCAAAUCAAUCUCCUCAAGCCUCACUAGUUCAUGCGGAUCAUCUAUGAGAAGCUUGGGGCUCGAGAAUCCUUCUGAGCGAUUGAAUGGAGUGCCUGAAACCUCAAGCAACAAGAACUUCCCAGAAGCAGCAGCUUCCUUCAUGAACAAAGAGAAAGAUGAUUGUAGAGAUCUUCUUGAAGAUGGUUGGGACAUCUUUGACAAGGAGACCGAACAAGUUGUUUGGUACUGAAGAAUAAAGUUAUUGUACAUAU
This is a messenger RNA of Arabidopsis arenosa, 1930 nucleotides long. The record is from the annotation of a GenBank genome assembly. Lineage: Eukaryota; Viridiplantae; Streptophyta; Magnoliopsida; Brassicales; Brassicaceae.